Molecule: messenger RNA, 2197 nt
Organism: Pocillopora meandrina
Lineage: Eukaryota; Metazoa; Cnidaria; Anthozoa; Scleractinia; Pocilloporidae
Source: the annotation of a GenBank genome assembly
AUGAAUCUCCUGCAAAAAACUUUACUUGCUGUCUCGGCAGCUCUUUACCUGGGAUCAAGGCUUCUUUGCAGUCAAACGACGAACUCUACUUUGGUUUGCAGCGGCGCAGAAAACUGUAACAGAUGCGUACAAGAUCCUUCAUGCUUUUGGUGCGAGACACAACUACUGUGUAAAGUUUAUGGAGUCAAAAACGAGAAAAAUGAAACAAAAAACUGCGACGAUUGGAAUUGGAAGACUUGUGAGAAAACGGACACCCCACUGUUAGCUAUUAUAAGCGGUUGUACCUCGCUAGUAUUGAUUUCUGGUAAGUUUUUCUUCUUUUUUUAUGAAGCUGCAGUGACAAGUCCUACUAAUGAGACGUUCAACUUCUAUCUCAUCCUCCAAAGCUUCCCUACCCACCACUCCCUGUAUAGUCCCGAAAUUCCUUUCUCUGUUUUCUUCAACUCCCUCCGCAUCCGCUGAAGCUUCCCCACCCACCCCUCCCAUUAUGGUUCCGCGACUCUUAUCUCUUUUCCGUCGCUUCCCACUCAUGCAUCGUUACUCUGACUGGCUCUUUUUACUACAAAACCAACCGCCAAUAAUCGUGGCCCCAACAGGGAUUAAGGGGACAUAUUGUGCGGAUACUAAAAAUUCAAGAAAACUGUAUUAGGAAUUUCAACCAAAAAUGCGGGACUUUAAGUUUUCUAAGGUUUUAAAAAUUGGACUGUAACGCCAUGUUUCAUGACGUCAUGGUAUAGAAAAAACUGUUUAUGGCCCGGACUGUCAACAUGAACUCGCUUAUGGUAACCUACAGGCAAAAUAGAAAAAGUUAUCCAUAAUAAAGAGCAGUUGUGAUCAUAAUAGACCAAUGCUGCUAAUUUGUAUAAUUUCGGUCAUUUCCAUCAUUUUUCAGCUCUUGAAGUAAGUUUUCUUAAACUUACGAAAUUUUCAAACGCUUAGGUCACUAAUUUCAGUAUCAUCAUAGGGGGGAGGGGGGUGAGUAUAAGGUAUGGUUUCAGAAUACCAAGACCUUCCUUAUUAUGGUCUGGCUAUCCUCAUGGCCUUUUCUUUACCUAUCUAUCACAGACCUGAAAAACCAGCGGUAACUAUCAAAAUCGUCCCAUUGCAAGUUUGCCACCUUAACGUAAAACGAAUCCACCCCAUCUUUUUAACUCUUUUUUUUAAAUAUUUCUUUAGUCGCCAUGAGCUCAAGGUUUGACUCUGCUUAUGUUCACUCUAAAAGUAGACUUAGUUCAGGUACUUAAAUCACACAAAAUAUGACUAAAAUAAAACAAAGACUAGUGUAAUAUAGCAGCUUUGCCAUUAGUCGUGCGUUUUAAUCUUUUACACCCCGAUAUCAAUAUGCAUACUCUCCAUACCUUCUCUAUACAUUUCUUAAGGUUCUGAAAAGGAGAAUUUGCUUCACAAUCAAAAGCUUCUUUAGCUGGUGAUCUUUCCCUUUAUUCUCAUGACCUUGAUGUUUAUUCAGGGGUGAUCUGGUAGAGAGAAAUUAGAUGCCAGUCACUUUUAAGGGUUAAAGGAUUGACACAGCUAAGAAUUUGGGAACAAUAUAAGUAUCUGAGCAACUGCCCACCUACCCCUCCCCUAACUCAACAACAGUCAAUUGACAACAAGGUUAAGGUUAAUGUUGGGUUAGGGGAGGGGUAGGUGGGCAUUCGCCCAGAUACUGAUAUUGAUCCAGAAUUUGCAUGUUGUUCGCACUUUGUUAUGGUCUUGCUGUGAAAAUUGCAUGUUGGUUGUAAAAGCGUCAUGAUUUCCGUAGGAAUACGUUCUGAGGAAAGUAAACUAUUUGGGGCGAACUGGUUUAGGUAGGGGCGAACUUAUUUUACGUUACAGGGCGAAGUCGGAAAGGAGGUAGGGGCGAGCUUGCAAUGGGGCGAAUUUACCCUAAACCAAACCAGUUACAGUGCUUUAUUCUUUGUGAAAGAAGCUGCAUUCUUAUGUUAAAACUGCUCAUAUUCACAUAUUUUCCCAUCUGUUUUAAGUCCUCGUAGUUCUCGUUUGCAUAAAGAGGGAUCUCUGGAAUCGAUUAAAGAGUACGCGGUUUUGUGACGAGUGGGACAAAGAGGGAUUGUUUGAGCAAGAGGAAAGGUUUAUAAGAAAAAAGAAGCACACAAAGAAACUGGGCAACAAAGCGCAAAACUUUGCUGAUAAAUACAAAAUUAACGAUUCAUCCAUGCUGUUGUACACACCAUAA